This is a messenger RNA of Malus domestica (apple), 1774 nucleotides long. Its product is annotated as BRAP2 RING ZnF UBP domain-containing protein 1-like. Gene Ontology annotation, biological process: Ras protein signal transduction; protein ubiquitination. Lineage: Eukaryota; Viridiplantae; Streptophyta; Magnoliopsida; Rosales; Rosaceae. Gene Ontology annotation, molecular function: ubiquitin protein ligase activity; zinc ion binding. The record is from RefSeq and is a predicted model, not a curated record. Gene Ontology annotation, cellular component: cytoplasm.
AUAUCAGCAGCUUGUUAAUCUUGGUCCCAUUUUCUCUAUUAUUUCUUCCCCCAACUGAGUCGACUCGGUCAGCCCACAACCCCCAUCCCAUGUUCAUCCUCCGAGUUCACUCAGUGGACACCAACCACCCUCUCAGCCUCGAAGACGCCGACUUCACCGCCGUCACAACUUCCAAGACCACCGCUGCGGCUGAAUCUGACCCUAAAACCACCCCCACACCCAAAUUCAGCGAGCGAAGAGGAAUCGCCCAUUUGUUUCGAAAAAUCAGACAGUCGUCGCUGCCGUGCCACGCCUCUCGCUCCCCCAUCCUCUUCGUCGUUGCCGUUCCCAACUACCUCUCCUUCGACGACUUCAUCCGCUUCUGCGGUUCCCGCAUCGACCAUGUCCUCGAACUCGUAUUCAUCAGGAACGAUGGAAUGGAAGACAGGUACAGUGUUUUGAUUGAAUGUAAGAAUCGGGACACGGCUGGUGAAUUUUAUAGCACUUUUAAUGGGAGGAAGUAUUCGCCUGGAGAGGCUGAGUUGUGCCAUAUCCUGUUUCUGCAAUCUGUGGACUACACAGAAUCAGAAGAAAUAGCUGGCAUUCCAGAGAAUGAAUUUACUGAGUUACCCACUUGCCCAGUUUGCCUUGAGAGAUUGGAUGCAGACACAAGUGGAAUAGCGAGUACACUUUGUGAUCAUUCGUUUCAAUGUCCCUGCAUUUCAAAAUGGACUUAUUUGUCUUGUCAGGUUUGCCGACUAUGUCAGCAGCAGGAUGAAAAACCAGCUUGCUCUGUCUGUGGAAUAUCAGUGAAUCCCUGGAUUUGUAUAAUAUGUGGUUUUGUAGGAUGUGGAAGAUAUACUGAAGGCCAUGCUGUUAAGCACUGGAAGGAUACGCAACAUUGCUAUUCUCUUGAGUUGGACAGGCAGCAGAUCUGGGAUUAUGUUGGUGAUGCUUAUGUUCACCGCCUGAACCAAUCAAAAGUUGAUGGAAAAAUAAUAAAUUUUACAGAUUCUCAUUGUAUGUCACUGGAAGAGGCUUUUGACGGUUGUGAAUGUAGUGCUGAUUCUGGAAUUAGUGGAGCCCUCUAUAGUAGCAAAGUUGACACUAUUGUAGAUGAGUAUAACCGACUUGUUGCCAGUCAGCUUGAGAAUCAAAGACAAUAUUAUGAAUCUCUACUUAUGGAGGCCAAAAGCAAAAAGAAAAGUACAAUUUCAGAAGCGGUGGAGAAGGCUGUAAAUUCCAAGAUGCAGGAUUUACAAGCGAAACUGGAGAAAUGUCUUGAGGAAAGAAAUGCCGUUGCAGAUAUCAACCGCAGUCUCAUCAAGGACCAAGAAACUUGGCGCAGAAAGUUGAAGGAAAUCGAUGAGAGGGAAGCUGCAUCGCUGAGGUUAAGAGAGGAAAAGAUAGUCGAUUUGGAAGAACAGAUUAGAGAUCUUACGGUCUAUAUUCGUGCCCAAAAAACACUUGAUGACAUGAAGGGCUCGGACAGCAUAAAAGGCGGAACAGUAUUGCCUGUACCUUCAAAGCAAUCUUCUCCUGCCAACUCCAGAAGACAGACCAAAUCUGGCCGGAGACGGAACUAGAAGAUAGCGAUCGACAAGUCGUGUAUAGUAGUUGAAUGCAUGUUGAAUCAUGUAGCGAUUUCAGCUGAAAUUUUUGUUAACUAAUUUUGUUCUAAUUGUAAACUGUGAAUUGUCAUGGAGUGCAUAUUUGGAGAACUAACAAUAAUUAAGGACUCGUUCUGAACUUAGCAGUUCUUUUAAAGGGACUGAACACGUUUUUGGUGAAUUGA